AUGUGGGUUCCUUGCUCCUGCAGAGUCUCUCGACUGCUUAGUGUGACCGUUGCUGGUGUUUACACCCCACUGCCAGAUGUUGCACCCAAGCAGUGGAGCCACACGCAGCAGCUCCGCUCUGCUGCCCUCCCGUAUGAGAAGGUGCCGGUAAUCCUCGUUGGUAAUAAAGUGGACCUGGAAAGCGAGCGAGAAGUGUCGUCGAACGAGGGCAGAGCCUUAGCCGAAGAGUGGGGCUGCCCCUUCAUGGAGACCUCUGCCAAGAGCAAAACGAUGGUGGAUGAGCUCUUUGCGGAAAUCGUCAGACAGAUGAACUAUGCAGCACAGCCAGACAAAGAUGAUCCAUGCUGUUCUGCAUGUAAUAUACAAUAGCAUUAAGAAUUACCUAACCUGGACCUCAUUUGCAGAAAUUUUGUAAGGUGGUAAAACUGUCUACUUCACUUCCUGGUCUGUGGGUCACUUGAAGUACAUCUGUAGUGAAGUAGCGACAUUAACUCAGAGCUGAGCAUUGGAAGUCAAUCACUGACUCUGAAUACAAUUGGGUUAAAUGACCACAUCUCACCCAUUUUUCCCCUUGAGCACCUGCAACUUUAUGGCACAGCCAACUGAUCUACAGGGUCGUUCCCGUUGAGUUCCUUGCGCUGUCACGUGAGACGGCGCCGGCAGCAGCUAUUUCGCUG
Messenger RNA from Tinamus guttatus (white-throated tinamou), 677 nucleotides. The record is from RefSeq and is a predicted model, not a curated record. Lineage: Eukaryota; Metazoa; Chordata; Aves; Tinamiformes; Tinamidae.